GGGGACUCGCCGGCCGCCCGACGACGGGGAGCAGCACGGACUGAGGCGCCGCCGGCCCGGCGGGGAUGGGAGCGAGGAGCGCCCCGUCCCCGGCGCCCUGAGCGCCGCCGUUCCCCUCCCCCAGCGGAGCCGCGGGGACCCCCCUCUCGGCAGAGCAGCGAGUGAAAUAAGGAAAAAUAUUCCCGAUUCCCUGCAGAAACCAAAGCCCAAGCCCAGGCCCUCCAUCACCAAGAGCACGUGGGAGAGCAGCUACUUCGGGGUGCCCCUGGCCAGCGUGGUGUCCCCAGAGCGGCCCAUCCCCGUCUUCAUCGAGCGCUGCAUCGAGUACAUUGAGGCCACGGGGCUGAGCACCGAAGGGAUUUACCGGGUCAGCGGCAACAAGUCGGAGAUGGAGAGUCUGCAGCGGCAGUUUGACCAGG
Messenger RNA from Empidonax traillii (willow flycatcher), 419 nucleotides. Its product is annotated as rho GTPase-activating protein 35-like. The annotation marks the transcript as partial. The record is from RefSeq and is a predicted model, not a curated record. Gene Ontology annotation, biological process: signal transduction. The transcript is spliced from 3 exons. NCBI's taxonomy places the organism in Eukaryota, Metazoa, Chordata, Aves, Passeriformes, Tyrannidae.